AUGAAAAAGAAGCUUCUCAAGAUAACGGUGGUUGAUAGGAAGAAGGUGAAAUCCGACGUCUCUGAGAUGAUCGGAAGAUCCAAGUGUGGAACUUCGACUCAUGAGACACUUGCCUGCUCACCCUCUAUGGACAUCGUGUUCCUCUAUCCACAUAGUCCAGUUCCACAGACAAUUCCCCAGCGAAGACAAAUCAAUCCGGAUAUGGAACAUUGA
Messenger RNA from Arabis nemorensis, 213 nucleotides. Lineage: Eukaryota; Viridiplantae; Streptophyta; Magnoliopsida; Brassicales; Brassicaceae. The record is from the annotation of a GenBank genome assembly.